Molecule: messenger RNA, 538 nt
Organism: Formica exsecta
Lineage: Eukaryota; Metazoa; Arthropoda; Insecta; Hymenoptera; Formicidae
Product: formin-like protein
Exons: 2
Coding region: 107-523 (138 amino acids)
Biological process (GO): cortical actin cytoskeleton organization; regulation of cell shape; cell migration
Cellular component (GO): cytosol
Molecular function (GO): actin filament binding
Source: RefSeq, a predicted model, not a curated record
CUAUUUGCUGUUAUUCAAUUUAUGCAUAUUUAUAUCGUAAAAUUGUGUAUUAAUAACAGUUUCGCUGGAAAAUAUAACAACCGACGUUCACGAGCUGGAAAAAGGCAUGGAUCUUGUGCGAAAAGAAUACGAAUUGCGCGGCAAAGAAAAGCACAAUACAGUAUUGCGCGAUUUCUUAAAUAAUUCUGAGGAAAAAUUACGUCGUUUGAAACUUGACGCACGCACUGCCGGUGAAGCUUUCCGAGAAUGUGUGGAAUUCUUUGGAGAAAGUCCGAGACAAGCUGAUGCUAAUACCUUUUUCUCACUUCUUGUCAGAUUCGCGAGAGCAUUUAAGGCAGCGGAUCAAGAAAAUGAACAACGUCGUAGAUUAGAGGCUGCUGCAGCAGAAGCUUUAAAUACUUCAGAGGAAAUCAUAAAACGUAAUAAAUUGAAUCAGAAGAAACAACAGGUAUGUUGCACGUCUUUAAUGCUUUACCGCUAUGUAUUUAUACAAGCGUCAACUAGUAUUGACGAUUAUGAAUGAGAUCAGUAUAAGCAC